AUGGAUGCAUCCGACGACGAAGGAAAAGGAAACCAGGCAGAGGAAUCAGUUGUCAGAAGAAACAGGCAAGCAGGAAGCAUCGAAGGCGAUACAACCGAUACGCUGUCGCUGGUGGAAGAAGCUGAAGAAGAUCAAGUAAUGAAGCAUUGGAGCAGCAACAAGAAGACGGCGAUAGUACGCAUCAACGAACAGACGAGCAAUCAGACAAGGAACAUACGAGCCAACGGAGAAGGCGGGGAUCAAGGAAACCGAACGGUGCUUACCACACUCAGCUUUAAAAAAAAAAGGAAAAGGGGGAAGGAAGGUCCAGAUGCUUGCUUGACGGCAACAACAGAAAGCGCAAUUUCAAUAGCAAUUGCAUCAUCAAAAGAUAGGAAAGGAGAUCCAAUUUUCUUCCCAUAUGAAGAAACUACAUUCAGCUCAUAUGAAGAGGCCAAGGAGUUCUACAACUUGUAUUCAAGGGAAAUUGGGUUCGGAAUAAGGACAUCAAGAUCGAAGACGAACAACAAUCAGUACACCACAAGAAAGGAUAUAGUAUGCUCCUGCGAGGGUUCCUACCAAAACCCAAGAGCAGCAAGUGCUAGAACUGGAUGCAAAGCUAUGUUGAGACUCCAUCGAACAGCCAACCACUCUUGGAUUGUGAGUAAGAUAAUUCGGAACACAACCAUGCCCUUUUCAGAAACAUAUGGUGAGAAGAAACAAUGGGGCUCACACGGCGAUAUAGAUCCACUAACAAAGGAUUUCAUCAAGAGAUUGAGAACAAACAACGUUACACUUGGUCGUGUAUGGAGCAUAAUCGGAGUAUCCUCUGCAGAUUCUGCAUUACCAAUCAGAAAGCAAGCAGUUGGAAACCUUUGCGCAAGAUUAGCACAGGAUGACAUCAAGGAGGAUAUAAAGAAAACAAUGGAAUUACUAGAGCAGAUGAGCCGAUAUAACAAUGAUAUGAAGGUCAGAUUCCAGAAUGAUGCAGACGGGAGAAUACUAAAUAUGUUGUGGUGCACCAGGAAAAAUCAACAAGAUUACGAGCACCUUGGAGAUGUCGUAACUUUUGAUACGACGUACAGGACAAACCUGUACAACUUACCGUUUGGGAUCUUUGUGGGGGAAUUCGAUGUCCGGGUGGAUACCUCCGCGGAGAAGGAGAAGACCCACUCCAUCGGCAGGUUCACCACCGGCUUUCCGCCCUUCUCGAAGGAGAGGAGCGCAGAGAACAGGUGGACUCUUCGCAAGGAUGUUCCCCAAGGACGGCAGCUUACUGGGACUGGGAAUAUGCGGGACAGACACUACAGCAAGAGGCCGUGGAUUUUGGAGGAUGAGACGGGUGAACAUCAGUAUCAGGGCCAAACUGAGGAUCCGCCUUUCACAUACUAUUCACUGACACUGAAAGUCAAUGACAUGAUUGCUGUUCAAGUUGGUCCCUGGUACAACUUCAGUAAAAUUGCACAGUACAAACAGCUGACCUUGGAAGAAGCUGAAGAGAAAAUGAAUAGAAGGAGAAGUAGUGCAUCUGGGUAUGAACGGUGGAUGAUGAAGGCAGCUGCAAAUGGAGCUGCUGCCUUUAGUUCAGGUGUGAAGAGGCUUGAUGAUGUAAAUAUAGGGGCAACAAAUGGUGUUCACCCCAUGAAAGGAGAUAGGAAUGAGAAUGAAAAUCAAUCUGACAAAGUUGACGACGAAGAAGGGGGAGCUGCAAGGAAAAAUAGGCUUGGGCUUACUAUGAAGGGCAUGGACGAGGAUGACGAGGAAGGUGGAAAGGACAUAGACUUCGAUUUGGAUGAUGAAAUUGAGAAAGGUGACGAUUGGGAGCACAAAGAGACCUUCACUGAUGAUGAUGAGGCUGUGGAUGUUGAUAUAGAGGAAAGACCUGACUUAGCUGAUCCUGAGGCUGCUCCUCCUGAAAUUAAACAGGAUGACAACGAGAAUGAACUAGGCGGCAGUGACAACUUGAGCAAGUCUGGUCAGGAGCUAAAAAAGCUGCUUCGUCGAGCUGCUGGGGAAAAUGAGUCUGACGUUGACGACAAAAGCACAGAUGAAGAUGACCUACCAUCGCCAGAACUUGCUUCAAAACAACUUGUACCCAAAAGUGAACCAGUGGAUAGCAACCCUGCUAAACCAACACCAUCGGAGCACACUCAGAGCGCCACACCUUCAUCCAAAUCCAAUCAAAAGAGGAAAUCAGGGGGUGGUGAUGCAAAUACUUCUAAUGGUGCAACCUCCAAAAAGAUAAAGAUAGAACCUGAAACCAGAACAUUGGUUGUCAAGGAUGAAAAGCUGUAUUCUUCGGAACCAAUAUCAAAAUCAUCUCUUUCAGAAAGAAGAGAAUCCUCACCCAUUACAGAGGAGGAAGUCAGGGCAGUACUUCGUGCAAUUGAACCCACCACAUGCCAAGAUCUGGUGUUGAGGUUCAAGGCUCGUCUAAUAACUCAAGAGGACAAGAAAACAUUUUCAGACAUUGUGAGGAAAAUAUCUCACAAGAAUUGCCAUGGCAAAGUCGUUCUUCAGAAGGAACAAAAGUGA
Molecule: messenger RNA, 2514 nt
Organism: Miscanthus lutarioriparius
Lineage: Eukaryota; Viridiplantae; Streptophyta; Magnoliopsida; Poales; Poaceae
Source: the annotation of a GenBank genome assembly